AACAGGGACUCGAGCCAAUGGAGGCGGGGAAGGGGGGUCAGUUCUGGGUGCCUCUUUAAGCAGCAGCACCCACGGGGGUGGCAGUGUAUGCGCAGGCCUUCUGCUGUGCUCUUCAUGGUGCAGGCCCCCUCCCCUGCCCAGGAGGGACCAAGGCUGGGGCUGGCCACCGGGCAGCUGGGCGUUCAGCAGCAAUGAAGAGCCAGGAGAGCAUGAGGGGCCGCCCGCGGCAGGGCCUGGAAUGGGUGGGCAGAGGCAGCAGGAAGGUCUUGCGCAUCUGGUUCGGCAAGAUGUCGGUGAAGCAGGGUGCACAGCGCAAGUGGGCAGCGCUGAAGGAAAGGCUGGGGCCGCAGGACACAGACCCCACGGAGGCCAACCUGGAGAACGCGGACCCCGAGCUGUGCAUUCGGCUACUGCAGGUGCCGUCUGUGGUCAACUACUCCGGUCUGCGCAAGCGCCUGGAGAGCAGUGAUGGCGGCUGGAUGGUGCAGUUCCUGGAGCAGAGCGGCCUGGACCUGCUGCUCGAGGCCCUGGCACGCCUGUCGGGCCGCGGCGUGGCCCGCAUUGCAGACGCCCUGCUGCAGCUCACCUGCAUCAGCUGCGUGCGUGCCGUCAUGAACUCGCAGCCCGGCAUUCAGUACAUCCUCAGCAACCAGGCCUACGUGCGCCAGCUAUCCCAGGCUCUGGACACAUCCAACGUGAUGGUCAAAAAGCAGGUGUUUGAGCUGCUGGCCGCCCUGUGCAUCUACUCGCCCGAGGGCCAUGCCUUGGCCCUGGACGCCCUGGACCAUUACAAGGCGGUGUGCAGCCAGCAGUAUCGCUUCAGCGUCAUCAUGAACGAGCUCUCCAACAGCGACAACGUGCCCUAUGUGGUCACCCUGCUCAGUGUGAUCAACGCCAUCAUCCUGGGCCCCGAGGACCUCCGUGCCCGCACCCAGCUGCGUGGUGAAUUCAUCGGCCUGCAGCUGCUGGAUGUUCUGACGCGGCUUAGGGACCUGGAGGACGCUGACCUGCUAAUCCAGCUCGAGGCCUUCGAAGAGGCCAAGGCCGAGGACGAGGAGGAGCUGCUGCACGUGUGCGGUGGCGUGGACAUGAACAGCCACCAGGAGGUCUUUGCCUCCCUGUUCCACAAGGUGAGCUGCUCCCCGGCAUCUGCCCAGCUGCUGUCAGUGCUGCAGGGCCUCCUGCACCUGGAGCCCACCCUCCGCUCCAGCCAGCUGCUCUGGGAAGCCCUGGAGAGCCUGGUAAACCGGGCUGUGCUCCUGGCCAGUGAUGAACAGGAAUGUACCCUGGAGGAGAUGGUCGAGCGGCUGCUGUCUGUCAAGGGACGACCCCGCCCAAGCUGCCUGGACAAGGCCCAUAAGAGUGUCCAGGCCGACCUAGGCCAGAGGGGCAGCUGCCUCCAAAACACUGACGCCCUAAGGGCAGGCAUGGAGGGCCAGCAGCCAACGGCGACCCUCGCUGGCCAGAGAGCAGGCCCCGAGAUGGCUGUACAGCCAACAGCCCUGGAACAGCCAGCGCCCACCCCACCCCUGCCUGCACCACCCCUCCCCCACUCCACCACCGGCCCUCUGCUCUCACCGCCACCCCUACCAGGCAUGGGGUGCCCACCCCCACCGCCACUGCCCGUCAUGGGCUGGGGCCCCCCUCCACCGCCACCCCUGCCAAGCACCUCUGGUCCCCCCGCAGCGGGUGGUGUGGAGGAGAUCAUUGUAGCCCAGGUGGACCACAGCCUGGGCUCUGCCUGGGUCCCCAGCCACCGGCAGGUGAACCCCCCCACAGUGCGCAUGAAGAAACUGAACUGGCAGAAGCUGCCAUCCAAUGUGGCACAAGAGCGCAGCUCCAUGUGGGCCUCGCUGAGCGGCCCGGGCUCCCCCGUGGUGGAGCCCGACUUCUCCAGCAUCGAGCGGCUCUUCUCCUUCCCCGUGGCCAAGCCCAAGGAGUCCGUGGUGGCCCCAGCCAGAAAGGAGCCUAAGGAGAUCACUUUCCUGGACUCCAAGAAGAGCCUGAACCUCAACAUCUUCCUGAAGCAGUUUAAGUGUUCCAACGAGGAGGUCACCGCUAUGAUCCGCGCAGGGGACACCACCAAGUUUGACGUGGAGGUGCUUAAGCAGCUGCUCAAGCUCCUUCCUGAGAAGCAUGAGAUCGAAAACCUGCGUUCCUUCAAGGAGGACCGAGCCAAGUUGGCCAGUGCCGACCAGUUCUACCUCCUCCUGCUGGGAAUUCCCUGCUACCAGCUGCGGGUCGAGUGCAUGCUGCUGUGUGAGGGCACGGCCGUCGUGCUGGACAUGAUACAGCCCAAGGCCCAGCUGGUGCUCGCUGCCUGUGAGAGCCUGCUCACCAGCCACCAGCUGCCUGUUUUCUGCCAGCUAAUCCUGAGAAUCGGGAACUUCCUCAACUAUGGCAGCCACACUGGGGACGCCGACGGCUUUAAGAUGAGCACGCUGCUGAAACUCACAGAGACGAAGGCCCAGCAGAGCCGCGUGACACUGCUGCACCACGUGCUGGAGGAGGUGGAGAAGAGCCACCCAGACCUCCUGCAGCUGCCACGGGACCUGGAGCAGCCGUCCCAGGCGGCAGGGAUCAACCUGGAGAUAAUCCACUCGGAGUCCAGCACCAACCUGAAGAAGCUUCUGGAGAUGGAGCGGAAGGUGUCCUCUUCCAUCCCGGAGGUGCAGGAGCAGUACGCCCACCGCCUCCAGGCCUGCAUCGAGGCCUCCCGGGCACUAGAGGAGGUGUUCCAGGCCAUCGAGCAGAAGAAGCUGGCACUGGCCCGCUACCUGUGCGAGGAUGCCCAGCAGCUGUCCCUGGAGGACACAUUCAGCACCAUGAAGACCUUCCGGGACCUCUUCGUCCGCGCCCUGAAGGAGAACAAGGACCGGCAGGAGCAGGCCGCCAAGGCAGAGAGGAGGAAGCAGCAGCUGGCCCAGGAGGAGGCGCAGAGGCCGCGGGGCGAGGACGGGAAGCCUGUCAGGAAGGGAGGCAGGCAGCAGGAAGAGGUGUGUGUCAUCGACGCCCUGCUGGCUGACAUCAGGAAGGGCUUCAAGCUUCGGAAGACCGCCCGUGGCCGAGGGGACCCAGAAGGGGCCAGCAGGGUGGUGGCUGCGGAGCCCCCGAGGGACAGGGCUUCUGUGGCCGCCAGUGACCCCACAGGAGGCCCCGUGGGAGGCACCAGCUGCCCUGCCUCUGGGCCUGGUGUUGACACUACAGUGGCCAGGGAGCCUCAGGACUGGGAUCUCGUGGAUGCCACCGCCUCCAGCCCAAAGCCUGCUGGAGACCUGUCGGAGGAGGGCGGCCCCGGUCCCCAGGAGAGACGCUCUUCCUGGUACAUCGAUGCCAGCGAUUUCCUGUCUGUGGAGGACCCACAUGGCCCCCAGCCGUCUGCAGGGCCCUGGCCGCUGGUGCUAGGGGACGCUAAAGCCCUGAAGCCUCUUCAGUUCUCCAGUGACAAGCUCCCUGGGGCCAUGGGUUCGAGCCAUGACCCUGAGGGCCUCACAGCCCCACGGGGCAUCUGCCAGGCCGAGGCCAUCAGCACAGGCGAGGGAUUGGAGGACACAGCUGCCCACAACCGCGGCACCAGCCUUCUUGCCACGGGGCCCGGCGGGGAGGAGGACGAGGAGGACACGGCCCCAGACUCCACUCUGGACACAUCCCUGGACAGGUCCUUCUCCGAGGAUUCGGUGACCGACUCUUCAGGGUCUGGCGCCCUCCCCAGAGCCCGCAGCCGGGCCUCAAAGGGGACAAGCAGGCGAAGGAAGAAGCGCCCGUCAUGGAACCAGGAAGGCCUCAGGCCCAAGCCCAAAGCCAAGUGACAGACCCUGUGGGCUCUGGACGUGCUGCUGAAGGGGGCCCUGCAGGGCCAGCUGGGACUGGGCCCUGGAAACGGAAACUCUGUGCCUUACCUGGCCAGGGACAUGGGCUUCCUGGAGCCAUCCGGAGGCCGUGGUCCCAGCCUGCCUGGCGCCCCCUGGCCUGCAUGCACGCCCCCAGCCCCUUGUGGUCUGCUUUCCAAAGCUGAUGCCUGCCCCUGCACCUGCACGCACAUGGCGUCCACCCGCCCACACGCACAGGGAGUCAGGUGGCUGCGUCCCCGGGGCACCUCUAAGUUUGCACCCAUUUUCCAGUGAGCCGGCACCCAGAUUCUUCUGGAGUACAGGUCCUCGCAGACCCUUCCCCGGAAGCCAAGGGAGCCAGGCGGAGCUGGAGCCCCCACUCCCCACCAGACCCCACCCAUGCUCCCCAGCUCUGCCUCCCAACCUGCUCAGCUGGGCUGGAACAGUGUUUUUAACCAAAAUACGAUUGCUUCUGCAUUUCUGCUGUCCUGUGGUGGCUAAAUUAGGGAAGGGUGGGUGGGUGAGAGCACCCCACGGCUUUGGGUAGAGGCAGGCUGGCCGACUGUGCUGUGGGCAGGACAGGGUCCCCCUGCUAGCAGACGGGCAGAGGACCACAUGGCAUUGGCCCCCACCCCAGUACAUCCAGCACUGAGGGUGACAAGGUGUCUGCCCCUGCUGCCAUGCCAGGACCUGGCCACCUUUUCAACAGGUGCUGCUCCCAUCCCAAUGGGCUGAGAGGAGGCAUAGGGGACAGGAGGCUGCCACCUUUCCUCACAGACCCACCCAGCAAGGGGCAGCCUGCCCAUGCCCCUGCCCGCACCCCAGGCCUGCUGCCAAGGCUGGAAGCUGGAGGGACUUGGACCAAUAAAGUGCAGAGCUGGCCCAG
Molecule: messenger RNA, 4716 nt
Organism: Hipposideros armiger (great roundleaf bat)
Lineage: Eukaryota; Metazoa; Chordata; Mammalia; Chiroptera; Hipposideridae
Gene: INF2
Product: inverted formin 2
Exons: 23
Coding region: 192-3809 (1205 amino acids)
Biological process (GO): actin cytoskeleton organization
Molecular function (GO): small GTPase binding; actin binding
Source: RefSeq, a predicted model, not a curated record